Microthlaspi erraticum is the source of this 945-nucleotide messenger RNA. The record is from the annotation of a GenBank genome assembly. Lineage: Eukaryota; Viridiplantae; Streptophyta; Magnoliopsida; Brassicales; Brassicaceae.
AUGCCAUAUCAUACACCACCAAGUCAUGAUUGGGAUAUGAAAUACAUGCUCCAGCAACUUCUACAAGGGCAAGCCAAUGGUACAUUGGACAUGAACAACAAGUUGGUUGAGAUAGACUCCAAAAUCGAAUCAUUAACUUCAAGAGUUCAGAUUAUUGAGUCUUCUAGUGCAUCAUUCUUAUCCCAAGCGUAUGCUCAAUCCGUAACGCUAAGGAGUGGUCGACAGCUGCCUAACAGAGUUGGUACACCUCAAAUCGCUGUGAACAUCGAUGACGAGGAAGGGAAGGACUUAGCUGAGUAUUCAAACAUUCCCGCACCAAACUCGAUCGAGCCUAAACACAACAUUGAACCAGAGCGCGAUCGAGCUAGUGCACCAGAAGAUCCACAUGAAAAAUCUGAACUCGAUUGGGCUAGUUCACAAGCUGACAAAGCUAGUCCUAGCCAGCCGCCUAAGCCAAUUGGUAAGAAGAAGGACACUCCAUUCGUGCCACCACCAUACAAACCCCCUCUACCUUUCCCAGGAAGGUUCAAGAAACAGUUGUUGGAGAAGCACAAGGCUAAUUUUGAUGAGCUCAUGAAGGAGACUGAGUUGAAGUUGCCUUUCAUUGAUGCUCUGAUGCUCAUUCCACCCUACCAGAAGUUCCUGAAGGAUUCUGUACUGCAAAGGACUAAGGAAGUGCAAGGAAUGGUGGUCUUGACUCGCGAAUGUAGUGCAAUCAUUCAACGCAAAGUUAUCUCCGACAAAAAGGAAGAUCGAGGGAGUUUCACACUGCCAUGUAUGAUAGGACCUCUAUCCUUCAAGAACAGUCUCUGUGACCUUGGAUCAUCAGUCAGCCUGAUGCCUUUGUCAGUUGCAAAGAGAUUGGGUUAUGACAAGUAUCAAGCCUGCGGAAUCUCACUUGUUUUGCCCGAUAGAUCAUGUAGGGCUGCCUACUGGGAUGCUUGA